Molecule: messenger RNA, 781 nt
Organism: Arabidopsis lyrata subsp. lyrata
Lineage: Eukaryota; Viridiplantae; Streptophyta; Magnoliopsida; Brassicales; Brassicaceae
Product: lactoylglutathione lyase
Exons: 4
Coding region: 74-481 (135 amino acids)
Source: RefSeq, a predicted model, not a curated record
AUUUUUUGUAACUUUUGUUUCUGAGUUCUUCUUUCUUUUGAUAAGCUUUGUCCUCCUCCUCUUAGAACCAAACAUGGCGAGUCUUGGCCAUAUAGCCAGAGAAUCCUCCGACAUCAAACGCCUUGCCGAGUUUUACAAAGAGGUGUUUGGGUUCGAGGAGAUCGAAAGUCCUGAUUUUGGAGACCUAAAGGUGAUAUGGCUAAACUUACCAGGUGCUUUUGCAAUGCACAUUAUCCAGAGAAACCCUUCAACCAACCUUCCAGAAGGUCCUUACAGUGCUACCUCAGCGGUUCGUGAUCCUAGCCAUCUCCCAAUGGGUCACCAUAUCUGCUUCUCCGUCCCAAAUUUCGACUCUUUCCUUCAUUCUCUCAAGGAAAAAAGGAUAGAAACUUUUCAGAAGUCUCUUCCUGAUGGAAAAGUCAAGCAAGUUUUCUUCUUUGAUCCAGAUGGAAACGGAUUAGAGGUAGCAAGUCGAUCUUGAGCGUACCUGAAAUAAAGAUGUGGUAAUAAUCAGUUUGUUGGAACAGGAUAACUAAAGGCUGCAUAUGUAGAAUAUGUCUAGGUUUGAUGUUAACUUGUGACAACUUACGCUUCAAAGUUCGUGUCAUGUGCUUUGAAUGUUGGAUGUAUCGCAUUUAUGAGCUUUUCCUUGUCUAGUUGUUGCCAUGUCCCUAUAACAACACCGAAGAGAUUGGGAUAGUUAUAAUAGAGAUAGAGACCCAACUAAAAACAACCAUACAUUCAUAUAUUAUUUGUGAUGAAUCUAUGAAAUUUUGGGUUA